Messenger RNA from Lates calcarifer (barramundi perch), 1665 nucleotides. Its product is annotated as 26S proteasome non-ATPase regulatory subunit 4. Gene Ontology annotation, molecular function: polyubiquitin modification-dependent protein binding. The record is from RefSeq and is a predicted model, not a curated record. Gene Ontology annotation, biological process: proteasome-mediated ubiquitin-dependent protein catabolic process. The transcript is spliced from 10 exons. Lineage: Eukaryota; Metazoa; Chordata; Actinopteri; Centropomidae. Gene Ontology annotation, cellular component: nucleus; proteasome regulatory particle, base subcomplex; cytosol. Bases 99 to 1217 code for a protein of 372 amino acids.
UAUGAAAUCUGGCCAAUCAUAUUUCGCCUUGUUCAGUCUUCGUCCAAUAGCCUGUUAGCUUGUAUGAUUACGACAGAAAGCAACAAGAACUUUCCAAGAUGGUGCUUGAAAGUACUAUGGUCUGUGUGGACAACAGCGAAUACAUGAGAAAUGGAGACUUUCUACCGACGAGGCUACAGGCUCAGCAAGAUGCUGUCAACAUUGUUUGCCACUCCAAAACACGCAGUAACCCAGAAAACAACGUGGGCCUCAUCACUAUGGCAAAUAACUGUGAGGUCCUGACCACACUGACACCAGAUACUGGCCGCAUCCUGUCCAAACUCCACGCUGUCCAACCCAGAGGAAAGAUCUCCUUCUGCACAGGCAUCAGAGUGGCUCAUCUGGCCCUAAAGCACAGACAAGGCAAAAACCACAAGAUGAGGAUCAUUGCCUUUGUUGGAAGUCCUGUGGAGGAUAAUGAAAAAGAUCUUGUCAAGUUGGCAAAGCGCUUGAAAAAAGAGAAAGUGAAUGUGGAUAUCAUCAACUUUGGAGAAGAGGAGGUGAAUACAGAAAAGCUGACUGCUUUUAUAAAUACUCUAAAUGGGAAGGAGGGGACAGGCUCCCACCUGGUCACAGUCCCUCCAGGGCCCAGUCUGGCUGAUGCGCUGCUCUCCUCUCCCAUCCUGGCUGGUGAAGGAGGCUCUAUGAUGGGUCUUGGUGCCAGUGACUUUGAGUUUGGUGUGGAUCCUAGCGCUGAUCCAGAGCUGGCCCUGGCCCUGCGUGUAUCAAUGGAGGAGCAGCGACAGAGGCAGGAGGAAGAGGCACGCAGAGCUGCUGCUGCUUCUGCGGCUGAGGCAGGCAUGCCCACACCCAGCGCAGAUGAAUCAGAGGAGGCCUUAUUGAAGAUGUCAGUAUCUCAGCCUGAAAGCGGUGCAGCAGUGCUUCCUGACUUCAGCAGCAUGACAGAGGAGGAGCAGAUAGCCUACGCCAUGCAGAUGUCUCUUGCUGGAGGAGAGUAUGGAGAAAUGGACACAGGGGCCCCCAUGGACACUACAGAAUCAGCCAAGGAGGAAGACGACUAUGACGUGAUGCAAGACCCAGAGUUCCUUCAGAGCGUCUUGGAGAACCUGCCCGGCGUCGACCCGAACAACGAGGCCAUCCGCAACGCCAUGGGCUCCCUGGCCUCCCAGACAGGGAACAAGCCAGAUGGCAAAAAGGACGAGGAGAAGAAGAAAUGAGGAACAAAAGAGACAGACAGAGACUUCAGACAUUGACCAGAAGAAAAAUGAACAAUUGCAGACUUAAUGCAGGAUUUCUUUAAUAUACUAAAAGAUUGCUGAUGCAUUGCCCUGCAUGACAGCACUCUGACAUUUAACACCAUCCUUUUUUGUCAAGACACUCAAAAGCACCAACAUACAAAAAAUAAAGAUCCCACAGUCCUGAAUGACUAUAUAUUGUAAAAUCUGACUGCCCAGUAACAUAAAUUUAUCUGAUCUCAUAAUGUAAUAUGAGCUUAUUCUCAAACUGCCUUGUGCACUCUUUACCCUAAAUUUUCCCUACAUGGUAUAAUUACUGAUUGAUCCACCACAAGGGAGAAAAAAUGUGAUGACAGGUUCUUAAACUAAACAUUUAGCCACACUCCUGUCAUGUCUUUGUGUUUUUUGCAAUAAAAGCUAUGUGUAUAUA